AUGGACAACGAAAGCCUAAACCUCAUCAGUUCAGACUACGACGAGUACAACGACUACAACGACUACAACGAAGAGGUCUCUUACAUUCAGCCAAGUCUCAUUUAUAAUCCAGGAGGGCCUCCAGGGGCAUCGCCAUACGCUCACAGUGCACUGCUUUACCCGAUUAAUCAAUACCCAAAUCACUUCAUCCAUUCUGUCAGAGCGACACCAAUUGGUCCACAAUUGUCUGGCACAGAUCUUCAUCAGACUAACAUGCAAGACUCUGUCACAUCAAACACCCCUGCAACUCCCAUUCAGAACAGAUAUACUUCAUGGCGCCCUAAUGGGCUUCAUUCCUCUCCGCUUGUUGCAACAAGCAGUCUUCACGCACAGGCAUCCACCAAGAGACACUUUAUGACCCCAGAUGGUGGAUCGAAAUCUAAGAAACGCAAGUAUAGUUUCGACGGAGUCUUCUUACCUUCAAUGAAUGAGAACACGGAGACAACUGGUCUACACACACAGUUCUCUGAACCCAGCGCUUUCGGUUAUUCUGCUAGCAAGAAAACCAUUUCGGCUGAAGGAAGCACAACUAUUCUCGAAGGAAGCACAUCCAAUCAUGAAGGAAAAGCAAUUGAUGACGAAGGAAAGUCAGCUGAUGGCAAAGUGUAUGGUGCUAUUAAAAAUGAAUAUGCAGGUUCCUCUAAGGCAAGCGGAGCCACAAAUGAUCUCUCGACUACGUUUGAAGGCCCCGAUCAAGAUUCAAAUAUGAAUUUGAUUAUCCUUGAAACUAGAGAUCCCAGCCUCAGAGCAACCCCAGUCGACUACACCAUAACUAUCCCAAGUUAUAUUAAGAGCAAAGCUGGCAAGUACACAGCCGUGGCAUUUAAGAAGGCUUAUCCAACUUCGAGUGAGAAAUGGGCAAAUGACGAGCUUCUUGCGAAGUACGCUGAUUCUCUCCGAGUCAAGCCACUCUUGAGGAACGACAAGGGCAUUCCGGGGACGGACGAAGAGAAGCAGGCUCUGGCUAAAAAGAUUUACGAUGCAAUCGUUGACUUCAGGCAUUUCUACGGAGCUACAUCUGGCGCUGUAGAGCGACUCAUUAUGGGGGGGUUUCCUGCGUCGUAUAUCCAGAAGCGAUCCAUAGAUGUCGUGGACGAACUCGUGAAGUAUCACAACGAAGGCCUUAUAGUCCUUGAUUACGUGGAUCCAAACAUUAGCAACCACACCGGCAAACCUCUGAGGACAAAUGAGCGAAACGACACCUGUGAAGAACGAAUCAAGAACAUGCUCGAAUCGCUGCGCUUUUGCAAGUCGAUCGCUAUCGACGUGCUGCUCGGCCGAGAGUCUCUCGCGACCGCCUUGAUACUGGCCCCGAAGGGUCGGCUGGUUGCCAAGCUUACUUACAAAGAGAGCAAUGAUGGACGCAAGUAUCACAAGAAAGAGCUGGAGAGAGUUGCCAAGGAGGUAGGUGAGCAAUGGAAAGAAAACACAAGGGCAGAGGCAGAAGAGAAAGAAGACAUCCAAGAAGAAGAUUCAGAAGGUUAA
Verruconis gallopava is the source of this 1524-nucleotide messenger RNA. RefSeq lists its product as uncharacterized. Bases 1 to 1524 code for a protein of 507 amino acids. The transcript has a single exon. NCBI's taxonomy places the organism in Eukaryota, Fungi, Ascomycota, Dothideomycetes, Venturiales, Sympoventuriaceae. The record is from RefSeq and is a predicted model, not a curated record.